AUGAGAGCCAACUAUGACAAAACCACCGCAUUAGUAUAUCAUAAUGACUUUCUUAUGAGAAAAAUAAUCGGAAACGUGGAGCAAUUCAAAGAUAGAAAUUCUCUGGAAUUAACGAGUCGAAGAUUGAGAGAACUCUGUCUAACUACACCGAUUACUCUAAGGAAAACGUAUGCGAUUCGCUCCGAAGAUAAGUAUUUUCCUUCCCUCUUCCAUCUUCUAGGACACCCGAGAAGAAGCUGGUCUCGCUUGACGAUUUCCACGUGUUCAGACACUCCAGAAGAGGAGAAAACCGAGAUUUUGGCGUAUACUUGGAAAAAUCUCAGUGGAAAUGGAGAAGUGUUCUUCGACGGUGUGCGCAAGCGUCUUCUCAAUCAGAUCACCGAAUUCGAGAGCACACACCGAUUCAGUUGGAAAGUGCUUCAAAAUCUUCAACGAUUCCCCAAAUUGAAUCGAAUAAUUGUGCACAAUGCGAGAGGUUCUUUGGAUGAAUCGGAGGCUGAUGAAGAGUUGAAAACGCCAUUUUUGGAGCGGAUUGAAUCGUUGGAUCUGGUUUUAAAUCGUGAUUUUUGCAUAGAAAUUGCAAAAAUCAAGCGAUUGAUUGGCCCGAAUUUGAAGGAUUUUUCUUGUCAAAUCAACCCGAUUCAAUCGAGAAAUCAGUGGUUUAUCGAGGAAAUAAUGGUGGAAAUGGCGAUUCAGAAUGUGAAAUUGAACACAUGUCGUCUCCAUUUUCCGAAUUCUUUGUUUCCACGUCAUCUCGUCGUGGCAAUCUGUCAAUUUAUGGCCGAAAGAACGGAGAAAAUUCAAGUUUCGAUGGGUGGUGACGUCAUCCGCACGCUUAUUGGCACGGUGCCAGCAAUCAGAAUUCAGUUCUCGACGGCGGAGGAUGAAACGCUGAAACUACUGGUGGAGGCAUGCCCCAUGAUGUUUCAGAAAGCGGAAAUUGUAAAAAUUACGGAUAUUUUUCCGGAAAAUGUUGUGCAAAUUGUGGAGAUGAUGCCCAAGUUGUAUUCGGUUAGAGAGAUGAUGAUUGGAUGCACACACCACCGAGAUCGUCUGCACCCUAUCGACCAAAUCAUCGGCUCUCUUCCCUUGUCUCUCCGUUCUCUCCAUCUGGAUAAUUGUAAAAUGACACCGUCUUCAAUCGAUUAUUUGAUAAUUCGAAAUGGAAAAUCUCUCGAAAAUCUAAAAUUAACGAGAAAUGGAUCAUGCAACACCUCGACGAACUUUCUGAAGAUUUUAGAGGGAUUUCCAGAAUUGAGGAAUCUGAAAGUGGAUAUGACUAUACCUCAUUUGAUGUUUAAGAAGAUCGUGGAGCAUCGGAAUUUGAGGAAAUUGGAGGGAGUGGUUAAAGGGACACCCCCAGAGCAAAAUAUGCAAAUUCUCCGUCAACACUUCCGCCAUGUGAUACUCAAAAAAGUCGAUCGUCAUAAGCAGAAUCUCAUAAUUUCAGACAGGAUCUCAUAA
Molecule: messenger RNA, 1464 nt
Organism: Caenorhabditis remanei
Lineage: Eukaryota; Metazoa; Nematoda; Chromadorea; Rhabditida; Rhabditidae
Exons: 5
Coding region: 1-1464 (487 amino acids)
Source: RefSeq, a predicted model, not a curated record